UGAAAAUAAGCAGAAGAGAAAGGGACUAAGAUCUGACCCCAUCUCUCCUUUGCUUCGCCAAAAACUCUCAAAACCCCUUUUUCCCCUCUCUCAAAGGGUUUCCUUAUCCUCUCUUACAAAUCUCUCUAAAAGGGUUCUUGAAUUGUCCAGUGAUUAAUGGGUGUUGAAGUUGUGGGAUCUGAAAUGGUAAAAGUAUCUGUUGACAAUGCAACUGAAGUUGACGAGUCACUUCUUCACGAUAAGGAAAACGGGAAACUGGACAAGGAUCGGGUUCAUAGUGAACCCAUUGAAGUCGGUUCCGAUGCCGAGGAACCAAAUAAGGGAGAAGAGAAAAAUGUAUCUGAUGCUAACUUUCCGAGUGAUGCAGUUGCCGACUGGCCUGCGCCUAAGCAGAUCCACUAUUUUUACUUUGUAAGGUAUCGUCCUUUUGAUGAUCCAAAGAUAAAGGCCAAAACCGAUCAGGUUGAUAAGGAGAUGCAAAAGUUGAAUAAACUCAGGUUUCAGCUUAUUGAUGAAUUAAAAUCAUACAAGUCGGAUCGAGCAGAGCUGCUAUCUCAAGUGAAAGCCCUGAAUGUUGAUUUCGAGCAGUUUAAGACAAUGUUAGGUGAGAAAAAGAAGGAAAUGGAACCACUGCAGCAGGCUUUGGGCAAGCUUCGCAAUAAUAACAAUGGUGGAGGUCGUGGUGGUAUGUGUUCUUCUGAGGAAGAGCUGAAUGAUCUUAUCUAUAGCUUGCAAUAUCGCAUCCAGCAUGAAAGCAUCCCAUUGUCCGAGGAGAAGCAGCUCCUUAGAGAAAUCAAACAACUAGAGGGAACCCGAGACAAAGUUAUUGCCAACGCGGCGAUGAGGACAAAGAUUCAGGAAUCACUGGGUCAGAAAGAAGACAUUCAAGAUCAAGUUAAACUUAUGGGUAAUGAUUUGGAUGGAGUAAGGAAGGAACAAAAUGCUAUAUGGUCUAAGAAAAAGCAAAUUAAAGAAAAAGUGAAUGCGAUAGAGAGCAAAAUCGAAGCUUUACAGGAAGAGCUGAACACCGUGAUCCAGAAGAGGAACAAAGCUUAUGAAACCAUGCAGCAACUGUGGAAACAACGAGAUGAGGCGAAUGCUCACUUUUACCAAAGCCGGUCACUCUUAAACAAAGCCAAAGAGCUAGCAGCAAAGAAAGAUAUAAAGGGUCUUGAGGAGCUUUCGACUGUUGAGGUCGAGAAGUUUAUGGCUUUGUGGAGCAGCAAGAAAGCCGUCCGGGACGAUUAUGAGAAAAGGGUUUUGUUGUCCCUGGACCAGAGGCAAUUAAGUCGGGAUGGUCGGAUAAGGAAUCCCGAUGAGAAACCACUGGUUGUACAGGUGGCACCGGUGCCUUCUGCACCUGAAACGAUUCCAAAACCUAGUGUCCGACAACCAAAGGAAGAAGCCAAACCUUCUCCUGAACCAGAUACGAAACCAAAAAAAGGCAAGAAAGAUGCUGACAUCAAAUUAGUUGAGUCAAAAUCUUCUCCCAAGAAUGAUGCCGUAGCUGAGAAAGAGAUCUCUGGAUCCGGCAACUUGCAAAAGGAAGCCGAAAAGAAAUCUGCUGAGAAGGAAAUCGACGCAGCUAAACUGAAAGAAAUGAAGAGAGAAGAGGAAAUAGCAAAAGCGAAGCAAGCCAUGGAAAGGAAGAAGAAGAAGGCUGAAGAAAAAGCAGCCAAAGCAGCCAUAAGAGCUCAAAAGGAAGCUGAAAAGAAGCUCAAGGAUCGCGAGAAGAAGGCAAAGAACAAGGCGGCAGCAUGUGCAAAUACUGAGGAACCGACCGAAGCUGUGGUUGAGGCUCCAGAACCUGAGAAGGAUGAAAAUGCCGAUGCAGCAGUUCCUGCUUCUGUUGUGGGGAAGGAUAAAGUUCAGAAGGAGAACACCAUAAGGUACAGGAACCGAACUAAAGGUCGUGAUUCACUACCGAGACCCAUCCUGAAACGUAAGAAGUCGACCAACUACUGGAUGUGGGCUGCCCCUGCUGCACUGGUGGUGCUGGUACUUAUAGCUUUGGGUUACUAUUAUCUUGCAUGAAGAAAGUUAAACUCGAACCGGAACCGAACCGAAUGAGUUAUACAGACAAACUUUUUCGGUUGAUAGUGGUU
Molecule: messenger RNA, 2105 nt
Organism: Hibiscus syriacus
Lineage: Eukaryota; Viridiplantae; Streptophyta; Magnoliopsida; Malvales; Malvaceae
Product: proton pump-interactor 1-like
Exons: 8
Coding region: 157-2034 (625 amino acids)
Source: RefSeq, a predicted model, not a curated record